Penicillium chermesinum is the source of this 879-nucleotide messenger RNA. RefSeq names its product alpha/beta fold hydrolase. NCBI's taxonomy places the organism in Eukaryota, Fungi, Ascomycota, Eurotiomycetes, Eurotiales, Aspergillaceae. The record is from RefSeq and is a predicted model, not a curated record. The transcript is spliced from 2 exons. The coding region runs from base 1 to 879 and encodes 292 amino acids.
AUGACUAUGGCCGACUUCGAAUACAUUUCUCUCACCACGAAGCCGUCAGCUAAGAUAUGCUUUCGAUUCCACGAUCCCAUAUCCGAAGAGAAGCCCGUCUUGAUCGUGUUUCUCAACGGCCUUGGACUACCCCAAGAGGCCUGGUCUCCUACGAUCACCAGACUGAAAGAACUCCGUCAGUCAUGCAGGAUGCCGGCUAUACUGACCUAUGAUCGUUAUGGUCAGGGCUUAACGAUCGACCGCGACCCGAACGAUGCCGGGGCUGUGGACCCCACCAAGGCCCACGAUGCGGUCGCCGUGAUCCAGGACCUGAGACAGCUGAUUGUUCAAGUCGCCAGCGCAAGAAUGGGUAUUACCGACAUUAGCCAUCUCAGCCUUGUCUUCGUGGCCAACUCUAUUGGGUGUGCGCUGGGUCGCCUUUUCGCACAAGAGUAUCCCGGCCUGGUAGCGGCCUUGCUGCUGCUAGACAGCUACAUCGCCAAUACGGACUUUGUGUCCGCUUAUCCAGACCCGGAUGCGCCAGGCUUUGACCCAAGCACUCUCCCGCGGGGCGUCACUCCAGAGAAUCUUCAUACGACUCGUGAAGGCAUGAGACGGUUGUUCCACCCCGAUGGGGGGAAGAGACCGUUCGUCGUUGUUAUUGGUCAUGAUUUUGACGUCUUUGCUGCGGAGACUACGAGAAUGGGUGCCACAGAGGCAGUCACAAACGCUUAUCUAAACCCUUACUGGCACAAGUAUAACGAAGGUCUGGCGCACAUCACCGAUCCAGACAGAAGUAGGGGACCAAUCCAGGCACCCAACGCUGGCCACUUUAUACAGCGGGAUAACCCUGAUUUGGUAGCUCAUGAGUUGGAUACUCUCCUUCGGAAACUUUCAUAA